CAAGGAAAUCACUUUCCUCGCUAAAGGAAGGGUAUUGGCGAGGAAAUUACGGUUUCCUUGCUAAUGGAACGAAAGUGGUGUUUUAUUGCGUGGAAGACAUAUUUUCCUCGCUAUUUCCUUGUCGCUAAAGAGUAUUUGUGACAAAUUUUCAAAAUUCCUUGCUAAUUCUUGCCGCCAAAAAUGUGGCGGGAAUUUUUUAUGUAGGCGGGAAAAAUGAAUUUGCGAGGAAAUACAAAAUUUUCUCGCCAAAAGGUUGUAGUGUUUUUUUGCGUCAAACUUAUUUGGACACUAAAGUUAACAUUUUGCGAGGAAUUAUGUUUAUCGCAAAAACAUUGGUUAUUUGUGAGGAAAUAAAGAAUUGGUCGCUAAAAGCCUAUACUUACUUUUUGAGGGGAAUUGUGUUCCUCGCAAAAAACAGUGGUUCUUUGCGAGAAAAUAGUAAAUUUGUCGCUAUAAGCCUAUACUUCCUUUUUUUGGCAAAUUUUACCCACACAACAGUUAAAAGCAUUUUGCGACAAAUUGUCAUUGCGGCAAAAAGAAAUUAACGCGUACAAAGAAAUUAAAGUCUUAUAAUGCACCACAUGAGACUUUUUUUGCAAUCAGAAUUGUCUAUGUUUUACGUAAUAUGGACUAAAUCACUUUGUACUAAGAAUGAAGUUGGUCGCGUAUCAUUAAACACUUGAUCGAACAUAAAAAUUUCAUUUUAUCAACGAAUUUGCAUACUGAUGAAGGGGUUUUCUAAACCCGAUGGAGCCAAAAAUUCACGUGAAUGAUUUAGUCGACAAGCUCAAGAAAUGUAACGGUAUCGAUCGUCAUGUUUGUAUUGUAGUUGCAUGGCUACUGUACAUUCACCUACAACAGACGACUUAGUUUACUAAAAUGUAAGUUGAACGUAUAGAUUCUAAAGAUUAUUGUUGAGUCUAUUCUUAUAAUGGGCGAUCUAAACCGUUAGGAUUUCAUAUUUUACCAAUUCAAAUCGUGUCACCAAAAUUGGAGAUCAUCGGAUAUCAACAACUACUCGAUCGGAAGACAUUUAAAUCAUCCGAAGGUAUUAAAGUCUCUUAAUGCACCACCUGAACACCACUUGAGGUAUUUAUUUGCGAUCAAAACCGUUCAUCUUUUGUACCUUGUAGAGUAGAUCAUUCCUACCAAAAAUGAAGUUUAACGGAUACCUGUAACCACCUCAUUAGAAUAGGUUAGUAAUGCCAACAAAUGAUUAGACUCAUCUAAUUUUUUUAUAUUAUAUAAAAGUAUUUCGAUGAGGUAGUUGCAGAUGUCCGAUCAAUUUGAACUUUUGUGUGGGAAUUCAAUUUGACGAGUCCUACAAGAUGAACGGUUCGGAUAAUUAAGUAGUGAUCCGGACGUGAAGAACUAAUUGCACCGUUCAUUGAACCGGCACCGUUUCAUGUGUAACGCCCAAUAUUCCACUGGUCCGCUACAGUGAAUUACAAUUAGAAUACUUAAAAUGACACCGUUUAAUAAAGAUCCACUAUUUACCCUUUUCCCUUCCAAAACACACUUCAAUCUCCCGCUACCUAGGGCUCGAAAAUUUUCAAGUCUCGCGCUAGAAAAUUUUCCCAUCACUUCCAAUCUCCUGCUACCUCAUCUUCUCCCCCAUUUCAUCUCUUCCCUGAGCCAAACCCCUCAAAACCCUCGGGCUUCUCCAAUAGUCUCACCCCGACGCCCCGUCUCUUUCUUUCUCUCUCUGGUCGUGUUGUGUUUGUUGUUGAAGGCAAAUCCAGAAACGGGCAAAGAAGUCGACGACGUUGAGGGCGGCGACGGCGCAGGUCUUGCAUCGGAGGCUAUUAGAGAUACAUCAACUGACCAAGGUAGUGGAUUUCCUAUAUUUUCCCAAAAUGCUCGUGGCUUGGGAGCAGGGAAAUAUGAUGAGCUUAAUCAUGAAGAACUAGUAGUGGCCCAACCAUAUGCGUUGAACAAUUGUGAAGAAGUAUAUAUACCCCUAUAUAGAGCAACACAAGGAAGAGCUCAAGUGACAAAGCAACCGAAACAUUAGAAAAGAGGCAUCGAUCUGAAUUUCGAAAGUGGUUUUUAGAACUUGUUCGCGGUGUCUUCAACAUAUUUAGCAGUUCAUAACUUGUAGGGUAAAGAGUGAUUGUGUCGGUUAUAGCAACUCUUUUCACAUUUAAAAGAUGAACUGAAAUAGAGUAUUUCACCAAGUUUUUCCCUUGCCAAAUGUGGAGGAUAAUGAGGUUAUGAGAAUUUUCAGACUGAGAAUUUGGAAAUUUUCAGCACUAGAGUAAUGGUGUUCUGUGGUCCGGUAGGGAUUGAAGAAUAACACAGAAGUUUUAGGGAAGAAUUCUGGAUGAUGAGAGGGGUUGAGAGUUGAGGAAUUUAGGAUGUGUAGCAGUCUCAUAUUUAUGUAAAACAUUGGUGUAUCGUUUGCUUUUUAAUCAAGGUCGUUUUGGAUAGUCUGGAAAUCGGUGAAAGAAACGGGAAUGGUUGGGAAAAUGUUUGUUUGACAUAUAUAUCAAUUUAAUUUACUGGAAUUCUGGGGAAACAUCGCUUUGAAAGUAAGUUCCAAUGUUUUUCUGUAUGUUGGAAUGUGAUGAUGCAAAACUAUAAAAGGGAUUUGAGUCUCUAUCAACUCAACUUUGAAGUAAUGUGCUAUCUGGUUUUCAGGAAAUUAGUCAUUGAGCCACCAAUGUUUUUAUGGUGUUGUUAAAG
This is a messenger RNA of Rhododendron vialii, 2685 nucleotides long. RefSeq lists its product as uncharacterized. The record is from RefSeq and is a predicted model, not a curated record. The transcript has 3 exons. NCBI's taxonomy places the organism in Eukaryota, Viridiplantae, Streptophyta, Magnoliopsida, Ericales, Ericaceae. Bases 1466 to 2014 code for a protein of 182 amino acids.